UUUUGCUUUCAUUCCCGUGGCUGGAAGUGAUGUAUUGCCAAGUGCCAGGUCUGGUCCUCCUGGAACAGGAAAUGUCGGCUCUUUAUCUCAUCUCAAAAGGCUACGAGGCAACUCAAAGGACAAGGAAGGAUGGAUAAUGCCCAGGAAGGAUUCUAGCAGUCUUAAUGCCACAGGAUGGAUAAUGCCCAGAAAGGAUUCUAACAGUCUUAAUGCCACAGGAUGGAUAAUGCCUAGAAAGGAUUCUAGCAGUCUUAAUGCCACAGGAUGGAUAAUGCCCAGGAAGGAUUCUAGAAGUCUUAAUGCCACAGGAUGGAUAAUACCCAGGAAGGACUCUAACAGUCUUAAUGCCACAGGAUGGAUAAUGCCCAGGAAGGACUCUAACAGUCUUAAUGCCACAGGAUGGAUAAUGCCCAGGAAGGAUUCUAACAGUCUUAAUGCCACAGGAUGGAUAAUGCCCAGGAAGAACUCUAACAAAAGGGAUUCUAGCAGUCUUAAUGCCACAGGAUGGAUAAUGCCCAGGAAGGAUUCCACUCUGGCAAAUAGAGGGAGUAGGCUUAUUAGAAAAUACACCAAUAAUGAGCGAUCACCCACUACUCCCAAUGAAAAUCCAAAAAGUGUUGGGUGUGGAAGGCAUCUUAUGCAACCAGGGACAUCCGUUCAGAUUCAGACGAAAAAUUAUCCAGAAUCUUACCCUCGUUGGUACAGAGGUUGCUACUGGAUAUUCAAGGCCACCACGGAAGACACCGAGUUCCAGCUGAGCUGCCAUGACUUCCAGCUUCCCUCCUGCAAGAAGGGAUCUCAACGGAGGAGGAGACGCUGCUAUGCAACAAACUUCCUUGUGCUGCGCGACCGUUCGGGGAAAGUAAUUGAAAGGUACUGGGAAAGCAGUGGUCCAAAGGAUGUGACAAUUGAGGGAGGUGCUUUCGCUCUGACUCUGCGCCUGCGCGCCAGGUCUCCUGGAUUCCAGUGCUCCGUCCGUGCUGUUCCGAUAAAGCAAGAAAUUAAUACGACAGGCUUAUCAACGUGUGAAUUUGCUUGUGGGUCAGGACCUCCUCCACAUGGACGCAUCGUGGGAGGGCUAGUCUCCGCACCUGGUCGCUGGCCUUGGGUAGGAGGACUCGUGCCCACGGGAGCCAGCAAAGUCUUCUGUGGUGCAUCGCUCAUACAUCCCAGCUGGGCUGUCACGGCUGCGCAUUGCGCUGCUCUCAUAGUGUCUGAGGAAGCUGAUGUCGAGAUCAUCCUCGGUGCAUUCGACUUGGAAAGGCCAACAACUUUCCAGCAGAGACGGAGGAUUGCUGCCCUGCACAUCCACGAGGACUUUGACAACCUGACCCUGAACAACGAUAUCGCUCUACUGCGUUUGGCCUAUCCUGUGACUGUCGAUGGCAAGGUGGGUCCCAUCUGCCUCCCAUCGCUGAACGCAGUGCCUGAAGGCCACAGUGUCACUGUGGCAGGCUGGGGACUUCUCCAGGAAGUUCUAGAUGGACGACCGUCGUCUGUCCUCUACGAGGCCGAAAUAGAGACAGCUCCGUACGGCACGUGCAAGCUAAUCUACGGCGAAAAGCUGUCCUCUUCCAUGCUCUGUGCCGGUGGAGGGCUCGUGGAUACCUGCAAGGGUGACAGCGGAGGAGGCUUGAUGUGGCUGGGACCCAAUGGAAAAUGGGAGAUUUUGGGAGUGGUAUCAUGGGGACAUGGAUGUGGUCGACCCGGAUUCCCAGGUGUCUACGCAUCCGUUAAAAAAUUCGUGCCCUGGAUAAAAUCCUUCAUCGACAAAUCGGACUGUGAUUUUUCUACUGAGGCUAAUUCUACAACACCAUCCACAACAUCAACAACAACCGUGUCGACAACAUCAGCCACAAUAUCUCUCAGCCAGCUGCAGAAGAAAUGUCGGUGCGGGAGGAUUUACCAGCGCAUCGUGGGCGGAGUGGAAGCUGGCGUUCACGAGUUCCCUUGGCAAGCUGGGCUGGUGCGCGUGGGCGGAGUGAAUCCUUUCUGCGGCGCCUCUAUCAUCGGGCGGCGCCAUGUCCUCACAGCUGCUCAUUGCACGAAAGCGAUACAGGAAUACGAGUGGAGGGUGGAAGUCCUCGUAGGAAGCCACAACAUCUCCUCCAACAGUGGCACGCCCUUGUCAGCCAGGAUUCCUAUGGACUCGAUCAUCCAACACCCGAACUUCGACGCGUCGACUCUACGUCACGACAUCGCCCUCAUCAAGCUGGCGACCGCCCUCGACCUGGAUGCUGACCCGCGCCUGGCGCCCGUGUGUCUGCCCACGCCCGAGAAGCGCUAUGCGGGCGCCAUAGCCGUCGUGGCUGGCUGGGGGAAACUCAGCGAGGGUGGGGUUCAGCCUCAGUCUCUCCAGAAGGUGUCGGUCCCAGUCAUUACAAACGAGGAGUGCGAGUUUCCCUACAAAGGCGCCAUAUUUCCCGAGUCCCUCUGCGCCGGGUACCCCGAGGGAAAGCGAGACGCCUGUCAGGGUGACAGCGGAGGACCGCUGAUAACGGAAGAGGAUACCCGGAUGGUCCAGAUAGGCGUGGUCUCGUGGGGCACUGGCUGUGCCCGACAGGGCAGACCUGGAGUGUACACGAGGGUGUCAAAAUAUCUGGACUGGAUCCAGAGCGUCACGGAGAGCGGAGACACGUGUGCCUGAAAUCGGAGUCUUGGAGGGUGUUGGUGACUGCAGAUGCUGCUGCAUUCGAGAACCUCUUGAGUCUCAGCUGCAGUGGUGUGGCUGCUGGUUCGCCUGACCUUGCGAGUGGGUGAUUCAGUGACCGCAAAUGAGGGGAAAUUCUUAAGACUUUACGCACACACAAACACACACGCAUAUGCAUAUAUAAAGUGUGCAUAUAUAUGCAACAUACACAUCUAUUCACAUGUAUAUCUAUAAAAUGUAAAGAACAAAUACUGUAUAGGUCUAAGGUUUCUCCAUAAGAUCCACAACGGCACGAAAAUGACGAAAGAAUACCAAAAAUUCUUUAUGUAUACAU
Molecule: messenger RNA, 2984 nt
Organism: Macrobrachium nipponense
Lineage: Eukaryota; Metazoa; Arthropoda; Malacostraca; Decapoda; Palaemonidae
Product: transmembrane protease serine 9-like
Exons: 20
Coding region: 137-2647 (836 amino acids)
Biological process (GO): proteolysis
Molecular function (GO): serine-type endopeptidase activity
Source: RefSeq, a predicted model, not a curated record